GGUUUCUUCUGGGUGAAAACAGCCGACAGGGGGUGCUAACGCCGGCUUCUCCUCCUAUUCCGUCUGGGCAGGGGCUCUCAGUGGAUAGCCCUGCCUGUCUAAACACCAGUCAACCACAAGCUGACUCGACCUAAAGGUUUCCAUGGUGUUGGCUUGAUGGGGUCCAAGCGGGCGACAAAGUGAUGGUCUAAGGACUCCCAGUCACAGAGGUGCUUGCGCGUGGAAUGUUGCGCUGGUCGGUGCACCUAGAAGGAGGGCCGCGGAGAGUCAACCAUGCUGCUGUGGCGGUGGGGCACAAGGUGUACUCCUUUGGAGGCUACUGCUCCGGGGAGGACUACGAGACCCUCCGUCAGAUUGAUGUGCACGUCUUCAACACAGUGUCACUGCGCUGGAUGAAGUUGCCUCCAGUGAGGACGGGAGGACAUGAACGUGUCCGUGAAGUGCCAUAUAUGCGUUAUGGCCAUACAGCUGUGCUGUUGGAUGAUACUAUCUACCUCUGGGGUGGGCGUAACGACACAGAGGGGGCCUGCAAUGUGCUUUAUGCCUUUGAUGUCAAUACCCACAGAUGGUUCACACCCAAGAUUUCGGGGACUGUUCCAGGGGCAAGGGAUGGUCACUCAGCCUGUGUCCUGGGGAAGGCAAUGUAUAUAUUUGGAGGAUAUGAACAGCUGGCUGACUGCUUCUCCAAUGACAUCCACAAGCUGGAUACCACCACCAUGGUUUGGUCAUUAAUUAAUGCCAGAGGUACUCCGGCACGCUGGAGAGACUUCCACUCGGCCACCAUCAUUGGGACAAAAAUGUUUGUGUUUGGAGGGCGGGCAGACCGUUUUGGUCCCUUCCAUUCUAACAACGAGAUCUACUGCAACAAGAUCAAAGUGUUUGACACAGAGACCAACUGCUGGCUGAGCACCCCUUCAACACAGCCAUUGCCAGAGGGACGCCGGAGUCACUCAGCCUUUUCAUAUAAUGGAGAGCUGUACAUAUUUGGAGGAUACAAUGCCCGUCUGGACCGACACUUCAACGACCUCUGGAAAUUCAAUCCAGAAGCCUUCUCCUGGAAGAAAGUAGAGCCAAAGGGGAAGGGUCCAUGUCCACGGAGGCGACAGUGCUGUUGUAUGGUUGGGGAUCGAAUCAUCCUCUUUGGAGGAACCAGCCCCUGCCCAGAGCAAGGAAUGGGAGAUGAAUUUAACCUCAUGGAUCAUUCAGACCUGUAUAUCUUAGACUUCAGCCCUAAUUUGAAGACGUUAUGCAAAAUAGCUGUUAUUCAGUACAGUCUGGAGCAGUCAGGACUUCCACAUGAUAUCAGGUGGGAACUGGCAGCCAUGACGACCAACAGCAACAUCAGCAGGCCCAUCUUCUCGUCACACGGCUGACGCAGCUGAAUGUGAAGCAGAACCAGAACUCUGUGUUCGGACACCGGGCUUUUGUCUUUCAAAUCAUCUGAGCUCCGAGGGACUGUUUUUUUGUAUAGUCUGGAUCUGUAUCUGAUUGAUUUUCCACAUUCUACAAGUGAAAACUCAUUACUGACCAAAAUAUCCUGCUAAGACUUCCUUGGACACCACGUGCUUUGCCAUGUCUCGGGACAUUUUAACCCUUGAGACGAUGGUCGUGUGACACAGAAAUCACCUGUUCACCCUUUUCUCUUCUUUCUAGCCUCUCUAGAAAUCCAAUCAGCCUAUGAUAAUCAUAGACUUCUAAUCUUAAGCACAGGAAGAGACAAGAACUUCAGCCAAAGGUCUUGAGAGCUAACCUCUUUGUUGAGGAUGUCAUCCUGAUGUCAUACUCAACGCACCUCCCCUAAAGGACAAAUGUGAACCUUCUGUUGCAGAUAUGAAGAGACUGAGAUGGUCAUGAGUCAGAAUCUCUUGCUGCUCAAACUUAGUCAUAACACCAUAUAAAGCUGCCACAUCCAUGAGCAGACAACUCAUUAUGUUGCUUUUGAAUGCAAGGAGAUAGAAUAUUCAGUACCACAUUGUUGGAGUGUGAUUCUUUAAAAGGUCUGUUGGACUGAUUUGAAACGCUUAGCGAUUUCCCUGCUUCAUUCUAACUUGGAUGGCACCCCGUUGCUCUCAAGUGUCUCUAAGGUAAUUUGCAAGGCAACUGAAAAAGCCUUGUAAAAUAAUCAAGCCCAUCUACCUCCCUCAAUAGCAUGCAACAUUGAGUGUUUCAGACUUCCCAUGCAUUAGACACCUACUUUCCCCCCCAAAAAACAAAACAAAACAAAAAGAAAAAUGGCUUUUUUUGCAGGGAAGAUGGUAUUUGUGGUUCUAUUCUUCCAAGAAAAUGCUGCAGUGUCACUGGAAGAGUGCGACUCACCUGCCACAACGCUCCCUCUACCCCUCGAGCUUGUUUUUCAGUGCCAAACAUAGAAGGGAGUCAUGAUGCAAAUGUAUACUGUGUAUGUGUGUGAACACGUGGGCCUGUCUACACACAGUCCACCUGCUUCGGUUUACCUGUUGUUGUACAGGGAAGUCAUCACUAAUAUGCAUAAUGUAAUUCCUUUUUAGAGACAAUCCGACAGCGUUCAGAGACUCUUCUCAUGACCGGCUUAUUCACAGUGUAGUGGGAAAACUAGGAAAAUGCGCACGUGUGUUUGUGCACAAUGACAAGCAAAGUAAAAGCUGAGCAGCAGAUGUUCUAAACAUGCAUAAGGGCUGUUAUCAGGUCACACACUCACACCACAUAGCUUGGACUUGCUCAAAUGUUAUUAAUGCUAACUGCAAAUUUUAGAACAAAACUUCUGGUGGUGGUUUUUAUUCUUAUCUCCAUUCCUAUUAGUUAAAGGACAAUUCUAUAUUUUUGUUGUCAACAAAUCCCAGAAAAAGACCAAAACAAACAGUGUGCUAGGUCGUCUUUCAACACUUUCCUGUGCUGUCAGUGGCUGUCAGCCCAAAGCCAGUAAGUUUCUACUAAGAACCAGCCAAACAGUGCAGGUUUUAACAGUUUUUUCUCAAACAGAAGUGAGGAUAGAACUUGUAGGGGAUGAUUUUUAAUUGUGGUUUUGGUGCAUAUGUGAACACCAUGACAGUGUAUUUAAGAUCAUUUUUAAUCGUUUUGGGAUAACUAUUAUAUAUCAGGCUUUGGAUCCACAGACAAUCUUUCAUAAUAAAUUAUUGUCUUAGUCUUUGUUGACAUAAAAAAUACCGAAUAGCAUCCAAGCUACCCUGUGAAUCUUAGACCAAUAAUUAGUACAACAUGAUGUUAAUGAACAUCCGGGCAGAAGAGCUGUUACUGAUGUUUUUUUGUUUUUUUUAACAUUUUCACUGUGGAUUUUAGUUGUCUGGUCCUGAGCAGUACAAAACCCCACACUUUACAAACCUAAGAUGGGAUGAGAAACUGUUACCACUCAUUUGUGAGCUGCAUUCAUGAUUUUCAAUCCUGAUCUUUGAGAUAAGUGUUUUGCUGCUUUCUGUCCUGCCAGAUAGUUAAACCUCCUCUGUUCAGUGAGUCUUUGAUUAGCUAGUUAGAAUGAAAAGCAGUAGGACUCUGGCACCCGGACAUCAGGCUUUAUUAACACCGACCUACAACAUUAAUGUUUACAAAUCCGUGUAUGUCUCAUAAAGCAGUGUAAAACAAUCUUAAAUGCAGGUUGCAUUCACCAGAUAACUGCACUAUAGCCAAUCUUGGCACAUCUGGCCAUACAGAAGGACACGUUGAUGCUGCUUUUUGCCUAACUAGACUCCAGAGUUUGAGACGUUUGCCUGCCCAAACCAAGUCUGAAUUUUAUUAUUUACAGACCAGCGGUGCCAAUGUGACUCAGCGAGUCUUAUAUUCUCUGCACUCCACACGCACAUGGACAUGUACACUUGAUAUUCCCAGUUAGCUGGACGAUACGACAGCUAAUGCAGUUAAACCACAGGGAAGCUAAAACAAUUCUGGUGAACAAAUCAAACUGUUUAUGUAACACCAAAUGGCCGCUGGCACACUGAUAUUUGUUUAUUUCUCUUUUUCCAGUGUGUCGUGUGGAAGUCAUCUUUAUUUCAGGAUUUUGAUCCCUUUCUUGUUGUGUGUGAAGAUUAUGGGUGAUAUUUUAUAGUGAAGACCUCUUCAGGAAUAUGGACUAAAGAUUGAGUAAAUGAAUUGUAGACACUGGUCAGAAAUAAAAUACCUGUACAACAAGUUUCCUCAGUAAUGAUCACUCAUUUACCUCCACUAAUGAAGUACUAGCAGUUUUUCCUAAAUAUAUUGGCAUGACAUUUUUAAUGGUAGUGGUGUAAAACCUCCUAAAAGAUGCAGUUUCUGAAGCUCCUCUUGUACUUCUUAUCUUACCUUGUGAAGAGGCUUUAAGAACUUCACAGGGUUACUACCGUUUCAACAAAAGCAAACUAGAAGAAAAUCUGCUUCUGCCAAGAAAAUGCAUCAUUAGAUUGUAGUGCACGCUCAUAAUUCAUUGACUGAUGAUUCAUUGUGAGGAGAAGUCUGUGACUGGUCUAAUUUAAUGCUAAUACAUGUGCUCUUUCUUCAGGGUUUAAAGUAUAUGGGGACUAAUUAAUUUGUAAAGAUAAACAGAUCUAAGUAUGGACUGUAUCUGGAUUCAUUUUACAACUGCGUAGGCUCCCGAUGCUUAUUGUUGGCAUAUUUUUGAAGGGGACUCUGUAUUUGGCAAUGUUGGUGAGGACUUCCUGUGCAAUAUGCUUUAUAACUGUAUCAACAAUAAAUCUGAGACACUUUGAGUUGUUUA
Messenger RNA from Acanthochromis polyacanthus (spiny chromis), 4681 nucleotides. It is a transcript of the gene klhdc3, whose product is annotated as kelch domain containing 3. Gene Ontology annotation, molecular function: chromatin binding; protein binding. The record is from RefSeq and is a predicted model, not a curated record. The transcript is spliced from 11 exons. Gene Ontology annotation, cellular component: cytoplasm. The coding region runs from base 225 to 1373 and encodes 382 amino acids. NCBI's taxonomy places the organism in Eukaryota, Metazoa, Chordata, Actinopteri, Pomacentridae.